This is a messenger RNA of Girardinichthys multiradiatus, 776 nucleotides long. RefSeq names its product cilia and flagella associated protein 126 (gene cfap126). The transcript is spliced from 5 exons. The coding region runs from base 70 to 726 and encodes 218 amino acids. Gene Ontology annotation, biological process: cilium organization. Gene Ontology annotation, cellular component: ciliary basal body. Lineage: Eukaryota; Metazoa; Chordata; Actinopteri; Cyprinodontiformes; Goodeidae. The record is from RefSeq and is a predicted model, not a curated record.
GCGUUCAGUUUAAGUGAGUUGCUACGCAACAAAUCAACACAACAGAUUGGGACGGUAGCACACGCAGCAAUGUCUUCCAGUUUCUCAGCUAACCAAUAUGACAGUGCCUUCCAAUCCAAGAGGCUGCAGAACUGGUGUGAGGCUAAGUCCUUUAAAGAGCGGCCCAGUAAACAUGUGGGUCACACCUCCUUCGUUGCAGACAGCAGAGGACAUCUGCUACCAGGAGUGAAAAAAGGCAGCGCCUGGCCAGACUUUAAGGGCACUUGGGAUUUACCAUCUCGUAUCCCAGCCCACCACAUCAACAAAACUGCCCGUUCAGCAGAGGGUCUCAUUAGACUCGAGUCGUGGGGAUUUGGCCAACCAAAGAAGGGCAAAUCACUGUCAGACAGAGGCAGCAGGAUCACAGAUGUUGGCGAGCAGACCAGCAGGGAUGUACAUCAGUAUGUUGCUGAUCCAUCUACAGGAGCUGAAGCCCAACCAGAGUCUCAGAUCAGCCCCAUCACUGGGCGUGAGAGCUACAUCUUAAAGAGACAUGAGGCCGGAUCACCUGCUGAACAAUCCAUUCAAGCUAUAAAGAAGGACAAGCCAGCGUGUGCGACUGAAGAGAAUCCGUCUUUGACAGUUACGGCUGAGACCAGAGGGGGGAGACCACAGAGCAAUAUGUCAGAGAAAGCAGCUAUGUCAUCCUUCAGGCAGACACAUGGAGACAACCAGCAGGAGCAAUGAAUUUACAACACAAUAAAAGAUAUAAUAAAAAACCCUUAGGGCAUUUAAAA